AUGGCUCAGAAAUGGGCAGUUCUGGCUGUGCUCCUUUUCUUGCUAAUCAAUCUGGUUGAAGCUCACAAAAGGGUGAGUGUAGAGGCUGGCCAUGAAGUUGUGCUGAGUUGCCCCAACAUCUCCAAGGUGCCUUUGCUGCUGGUGACAUGGAAGAGGAAUUGCAAAAGUUGCUACUGCUUGUCCUAUAGAAGGGAUCAGAAUGAGACAAGAAGGCUGAACUGCAGUGAGAGGAUCACGUGGAAAUAUUCACCUGUCACUGACCCUGCACUUCGUAUUUACCCUGUGAACCUUGGGGAUGAGGGAAUUUACACCUGUGAAUUUGCCAACAGUGAAGGGAAUUUUCAUUUUCUCUUUUCUCUGAUUGUAAUAGUCCCUCCUAUGGUGACUCUGACCCGUGAUGAGAGCAGGGUGGCUGCCUGCCAGGCAUCUGCAGGAAAGCCAGCUGCUGACAUCUCCUGGAUCCCUGCAAGCAAUCACAGCUCUGAGGAAGAAUUCCAGCACCCCAAUGGAACAGUGACCAGAGUGAGCUACUUUGGCUGGACCAACAGCUCAUUUCCUUCUGUCACCUGCCAGGUCACCCAUGCAGCCAUGAACCAGACUCUGGUCAUUGACCUGAAAUACUCCUCUGUCCUUCAAACCAGAACAACCUCCCAUAGGCUUCUCUACAUCCUGACAGGAGCAGUUGCAGGUGUCGUUGCUGUCAUUGGUGUGCCUUUAUGCUUGAUUUUCAGGCGCAGAGCUUGCUGCUUACCUAAACGAGCACAGGCCCCAGCAGAACAUUUUACAACCAGAGCCUGGGAGUUCCCACCUUCACGUGCGAGAAGAGAAGCAGUCAAGCCUCCUGGCUCUCCGGAGAACAUCUAUGCGAAUUACAACCCAAGAUCUAUUUAUGUAUUCUUAGGAGAGCGUAGGCACAACUAG
This is a messenger RNA of Lonchura striata (white-rumped munia), 921 nucleotides long. The record is from RefSeq and is a predicted model, not a curated record. Lineage: Eukaryota; Metazoa; Chordata; Aves; Passeriformes; Estrildidae.